CAUCUGUUUCAUAUCGAAGAGUUUUUAAAAAGCCACAAAUUGAGCCUUGUGUGUUCAUAAUUAAGCAGAAAUGACAGUGAUAGCACCAAUGAAGUGAGAGAUGGGGCAGUGUCUUCCAGUUGCCCCAAACGCCAUCCUCUUUAUCCAUUUAAAUCCCAGACCUGCUUUAGAUUCUGACUGCAAAAAAUCUGUUUUUGUCUGUUUUAAUUUAGUUGUUGGAUCUCAUAGGUGGGAUUUGCCACAUCCAAAAGUUUUCAAGAAACUGUUUUGUUUUUUUUUUCUCUUUUUAUAUUCUCGAUUUAGUCCUAGGUGGCAAUCUUCAUCUAUCAAGUUCUACAAUUGCUUAAAACAAUCUGUUUUUUUGCAACUAUUAUUUGACAGCGGUCUGAUGCACACACACAAAUGGACCCUCUGAAAAAUCACCUUCUGCCUCAUUGUUCCCUUCCCCUCUCCUCCUGUGAUUUUUAAGUGGUUAAGUGACUUUUGCAUCUCACAGUGUAAUCUUUCUGUGUCGUGUAUACAAACACAUACCAGUUGCAUCCUUUGUAGAACUAUGUGGUUUGCGAAUUGUCUUGUUUGCCAUGUAUUUUUUAGAAAGGUAUUUUAAUUUAGUCUUUUUAUAUAUAUAUAUAUAGAAAAGACAAGGUAAAAAAAAAUCGGCAUGCUUUUUAUUGAGAAUAUGUAUACUAUAAACCUCAUUAUAAUAAAGAAUGUUUGGCUGACUGCUGUGGUAAAAGAAAGAAAAGGGUUUGGACCUUUCCCCUUCUUCUUGUUUAUGAUCUUCUCCACUAUCUGUUUCUCUUGUGUAAAAUGACCACCAGACCCAUUUGACUGGGGGACCCAGGGGGAGACAGGUGUAGAUGCUGGCCCAGCUUUGGUCUCUUUGGUCAGGGUAAGUGUGGGGUGGAGCUCCUUCCUCUCUCCAGUCUCUCAAACUCAAACCUAAAUGUAUAUAAAGGGUUUACUUUUUGUGCUUUUCCAUAUUCGGCUACUGCAAGAAAUGCUGAAUGUGGUCCUUUUGAAAAUUUAUUUCCAUGCAUAAAUUGCAUUACACACAUUGAAACUGCAUUGAGAGCUGGGGAGAGGCACACAGAUAGAAUGGCCUGAAUGCAUUUUGAUCUGUGGAGCAGUUCUGUUCCUGGGGUUGAUGGGGUGUGCGUCUGGUCUGGUCUGGUCUCUCCCUGCUGCACCAAAUUCUCCCUCUCCGUGUGUCUCUGUGUUCACUCUAUUCUCAGACCUGCAUGUGUAAUAAUCUAACUCUGCCGCAUAAAAUAAAAUAAAAAAAAAAAAAAAGCAAAGCCCCCACCCCUCCUCAACAGACCAGCUCUGAACUAACUAUCUCAACUGAAUUAGGUCACCGUGGCACCUGGAACAGCCAACGUGCAUCCUUGCGUGAGUGUGGCAGUGUGAGCCGUGGGGACAACUUUUAGCGCGACGCCACCGCAGCAGGAACUUGUUGUCUCUCUUCAUCUCCAAGGAUGGAAGUGUGACAUGAUGGCCAUCCACUAUUUCUGCCUAACAAACUAAGGGAAAGGUGAAAAGGAGGUGGUGAAGAUUGAAUAGAUGAGUUGAUUAUGAGACCUUCACAGCUUGGUGUAACUCCCACUUGAGGAAAGCCGGGACACAGAUUGAGAACAUUGAAGAGGAUUUCAGAAAUGGUCUCAAACUCAUGCUGCUGCUGGAGGUCAUAUCAGGCGAGAGGCUGCCCAAACCUGACAAAGGCAAGAUGCGUUUCCAUAAGAUUGCCAACGUGAAUAAAGCUCUGGACUUCAUCUGCAGCAAGGGGGUCAAACUGGUGUCUAUUGGUGCAGAGGAAAUUGUUGAUGGUAAUGUGAAGAUGACCCUUGGUAUGAUCUGGACCAUCAUCUUGCGUUUCGCCAUCCAGGACAUCUCUGUGGAAGAGACCUCUGCUAAGGAGGGUCUGCUGCUGUGGUGCCAGAGGAAGACCGCCCCCUACAGGAACGUCAAUGUGCAGAACUUCCACAUCAGUUGGAAGGAUGGCCUGGCCCUGUGCGCCCUCAUCCACAGACACAGACCUGACCUUAUUGACUACUCCAAACUGAGAAAGGAUGACCCCAUUGGUAACCUGAACACUGCCUUUGAGGUGGCUGAGAAGUUCCUGGACAUCCCCAAGAUGCUUGAUGCCGAGGAUAUUGUGAACACACCCAAACCAGAUGAGAAGGCCAUCAUGACCUACGUGUCCUGCUUCUACCAUGCCUUCGCUGGAGCUGAGCAGGCUGAGACAGCUGCCAACCGUAUCUGCAAGGUGCUGGCUGUCAAUCAAGAGAAUGAGAAGCUAAUGGAGGAGUAUGAGAAGCUGGCCAGUGAGCUGCUUGAGUGGAUCCGCCGCACCAUCCCCUGGCUGGAAAACCGUGUGGCCGAGCAGACCAUGCGUGCAAUGCAGCAGAAACUGGAGGAUUUCCGUGACUACCGCCGCAUCCACAAGCCGCCACGUGUGCAGGAGAAAUGCCAGCUGGAGAUCAACUUCAACACCCUGCAGACCAAACUGAGACUGAGCAACAGGCCUGCCUUCAUGCCCUCUGAGGGCAAGAUGGUGUCGGAUAUUGCCAAUGCUUGGAAGGGUUUGGAGCAGGUGGAGAAGGGCUAUGAGGAGUGGCUGCUGACAGAGAUUCGUCGUCUGGAGAGACUUGACCAUCUGGCCGAGAAGUUCAAGCAGAAGUGCUCUAUGCAUGAGGCCUGGACAGGAGGUAAGGAGGAGCUUCUGUCCCAGAAGGACUACGAGUCGGCUUCUCUGAUGGAGAUCAGAGCCUUGAUGAGGAAGCACGAGGCCUUUGAGAGCGACCUCGCCGCUCACCAGGACAGAGUGGAGCAGAUCGCUGCCAUCGCCCAGGAGCUGAAUGAGCUGGACUACCAUGAUGCUGCUUCAGUCAAUGCCCGCUGCCAGGGCAUCUGUGACCAGUGGGACAACCUGGGCACCCUCACCCAGAAGAGGAGGGACUCACUGGAGCGUGUGGAGAAGCUGUGGGAGACCAUCGACCAGCUGUACCUGGAGUUCGCUAAGAGGGCAGCACCUUUCAACAACUGGAUGGAUGGAGCCAUGGAGGACCUGCAGGACAUGUUCAUUGUCCACAGCAUUGAGGAGAUCCAGAGUCUGAUCACAGCCCACGACCAGUUCAAGGCCACUCUGCCCGAGGCCGACAAGGAGCGCAUGGCUACCAUGGGCAUCCACAACGAGAUCCUGAAGAUUGCUCAGACUUAUGGCAUCAAGCUGUCCGGAAUCAACCCGUACACCAACCUGAGCCCCCAGGACGUCAGCACUAAGUGGGACACUGUGAAGCACCUUGUGCCCCUCAGAGACCAAAUGCUCCAGGAGGAGGUGGCCAGACAGCAGGCUAAUGAGAGACUGAGGCGCCAGUUUGCUGCCCAGGCCAACAUCAUUGGACCCUGGAUUCAAACCAAGAUGGAGGAGAUCAGCCAUGUGUCUGUGGAUAUUUCCGGCUCCCUGGAGGAACAGAUGAACAGCCUGAAGCAGUACGAACAGAACAUCAUCAACUACAAAUCCAACAUCGAUAAGCUGGAAGGAGACCACCAGCUCAGCCAGGAGUCCCUCAUCUUUGACAACAAGCACACCAAUUACACCAUGGAGCACAUCCGUGUGGGCUGGGAACAGCUGCUCACCACCAUUGCCAGAACCAUCAAUGAGGUUGAGAACCAGAUUCUGACCCGCGAUGCAAAGGGCAUCAGCCAGGAGCAGCUCAACGAGUUCAGGGCCUCCUUCAACCACUUUGACAGGAAGAGAAACGGCAUGAUGGACCCAGACGACUUCCGUGCAUGUCUCAUCUCCAUGGGUUACGAUCUGGGUGAGGUAGAGUUUGCCCGCAUCAUGACUCUGGUGGACCCCAACAACACCGGCGUGGUGACCUUCCAGGCCUUCAUCGACUUCAUGACCCGCGAGACCGCUGAGACCGACACCGCAGAACAAGUCAUGGCCUCCUUCAAGAUUCUGGCUUCAGACAAGAACUACAUCACAGUGGACGAGCUGCGCAGGGAGCUGCCGCCUGAGCAGGCAGAGUACUGCAUCAGCCGCAUGACCAGGUACAUCGGACCUGAAGCCCCCCAAGGCGCCCUGGACUACAUCUCCUUCUCCAGCGCCCUCUAUGGAGAGAGCGACUUAUAAACCUAGCUGCUUCUCCUCACCUCCUCCUCCCCAGCUUCUAUUUCUCCUGUUUGGAGAGAGCAAUGUUAAACCCUUCCACUGUCCUUCUACAUGCUUUGUUCUUAUCAUUUUUUCCUCUCUCAUCUUUCCUCACUCCUUCCAUCAUGCCCAGGAACACUGCUUAGAGAGGAAAAGUGCAGAAGACUUUGCUCAAAUCUUACAAACCACAUUGGGACUGGCCUUUAAGCAAAGUUGGCCAGGUAUUGCACUGAUUUUAUGUAAGCAGCAUACAUAGACCAUACCUGCCUUAAGGAGACAUUAAGAGAGUUGUUUUUGAGCAAAGCCCCCUGCUCUUCUCCUCUAACUGAUUAUUAUUUUUGUAGAAGGGAAAUUAAAGAAGAAAACAUGAUAAAAAAAAAAAAAAAGCUGGUCGGUCAGUUGGCUUGGUUGGUUGUGUAUUUGUGCAGAUGCAUGCUAUGUUGAAGUUUAGAAAUGCUGCCUUUGAGUCAUUGACUCUUCCUUAA
Molecule: messenger RNA, 4641 nt
Organism: Melanotaenia boesemani (Boeseman's rainbowfish)
Lineage: Eukaryota; Metazoa; Chordata; Actinopteri; Atheriniformes; Melanotaeniidae
Gene: actn3b
Product: actinin alpha 3b
Exons: 22
Coding region: 1670-4138 (822 amino acids)
Biological process (GO): actin cytoskeleton organization; muscle cell development
Cellular component (GO): cortical actin cytoskeleton; Z disc; plasma membrane
Molecular function (GO): actin filament binding; calcium ion binding
Source: RefSeq, a predicted model, not a curated record